This is a messenger RNA of Paramecium tetraurelia, 699 nucleotides long. RefSeq lists its product as uncharacterized. The transcript is spliced from 3 exons. Lineage: Eukaryota; Ciliophora; Oligohymenophorea; Peniculida; Parameciidae. The record is from RefSeq and is a predicted model, not a curated record.
AUGUAACUAUUAACCAUUUUAAUUAAAUUAGAGGCUGAAAGUUCCUUUUAAAGAUAUAGAAAUCCUUUGAAUGAGUGUCAUCAUAAGAGCGAAUCAAAUUCGUUUGAGCAUAAAUAGGGUGAUCUCCAAUAUCCAAUUCAACAAUUUCCAUACUUUCAAUCAACUCCUAUAUUUCCCAUCUUAGGAGAACCAAAAAAUGAGUUUGUAGAAACAGCAAACCAAUUCAUUAAGCAUGGCAUGUAAAAUAGCUUGGCGAGUAUGAUUUAAAAGUAGAGCAUUGUUUAAAAUGAAUUCAAAUUAAAUUAAACUACUUAUGGAUGCAAAAAAAUGUGUGAAAUUGAUUGCAUGUUGGUAGAAAGAUAUUUUAAUCAAAAAUAUUGGAUAUUCUAAAAUUCAAAUCAGAAGUACCAGCUUGAUUAAACUAAAACAAAAAAUUCGGAUUGGUUAAAAGCAAGAAUGCAACAUCGAUAUAAAUCACAAAUUUAUGAUGCAUUCUCAGAAAUGAUAGAUCUCAUAUUCAAAGAAGGCGAAAUUCAAAUGAAUUCUAGAACUCACGUUAUUAAAAUACAGAAUCUCAAAGGAUUCUAAAAUUUAGAGAGGCAAAUUUAAAAGGCUGUUAAGACUGAGAAAAAAUUUGAUGCGUUUCUAUUUGAAAUAUAAAAAGUUUUAGCGGAUUUUAUAUUUUCAACUCUAAAUUGA